UUUCUAUUCUAUAUGACCCGUCUUCACGUCUUCUGCGCGGAUCCCAGCACUUCCCACGUUCGAUUCAUUUCCUCGCAUCCAUUGUCCACUAAGAUCUUUCUUGCAGCUUUACGUGUUGCUUCGCCACCUCAUUUCAGGACUCAACGAUGCAUUACGAUGCCUUCACUGCAACGGAUGGAAUGGUGCAUAUCCCCUUCGGAAUGUUAUAUUUCCGAACUGCGAUAAUGAAAAUAAUCAGUGUCAGACGAAUUACUUCUGCGUAAAAAUCGUCGACCCGUUAAUUCCAGGCGCUGGGUAUUCGACACACAAAGGAGAUUGCUGGAUGUCGGAUCGAAUUCAAGUUCCAUCAAUUAAUAAAACCAUUAUCCAGAAUAAACAUUGCUAUAAGUAUGAAGACGAUGCGAUACCAACAAAUCGGUAUGUUUGCUUAUCGACAGUUUUGAGUAUUCUCAGCAGUGGGUAA
Molecule: messenger RNA, 463 nt
Organism: Angiostrongylus costaricensis
Lineage: Eukaryota; Metazoa; Nematoda; Chromadorea; Rhabditida; Metastrongylidae
Source: the annotation of a GenBank genome assembly